Molecule: messenger RNA, 2653 nt
Organism: Parasteatoda tepidariorum (common house spider)
Lineage: Eukaryota; Metazoa; Arthropoda; Arachnida; Araneae; Theridiidae
Product: ras-related protein Rab-22A
Molecular function (GO): GTPase activity; GTP binding
Source: RefSeq, a predicted model, not a curated record
CUAGGCUAUUUGCUACGUCAUAUUACUACUGGACGUGAUGUCAGAUUGUGUUUUCUUUCAGUGGUUUCCAUUUAAUUGGGAAUGUAAUUCAAGGUGGUGAACGUAUAUAUUGUUUCUCCAGUUUCAGAGCGGAAUGGAUAAAAGCGCAUCUUUUAGGGGAUGAAAUAUUACUUGAAAACAUAAUUCUAUACUGAAGAGAACAAUUAAAAAUGUUAGCCAAAGUGUGUUUAGUUGGCCCGAAAGGAGUAGGCAAGAGCACAAUGGCAUCCAAAUUUGACAAAAAUGCAUUCUCUAAAAUUGUGAAAGGAACGGCGAUAGCUAAUUUUAACAUGGUAAUUGGAAAUUACAAAGUUGAUCUACAGAUUUGGGAUACUUGUGGAGAGGAUCGUUUUAGAUGCAUGGGUCCUAUAUUUUAUAAAGCCACAAGAGCAGCCAUGUGUGUUUUUGAUAUCACAUCCAGAGAAUCAUUUUAUGAUUUACAAGCUUGGGUCAUCAGUGUUCAACAGAAUGCAAACGAUGAAUGCAUUUUUGUAUUGGUGGGCAAUAAAAGAGAUCUUAUAGGAAAUAGAGAAAUUUCCGAAAAAGAAGCUAAAAAAUAUGCAGAGUCUAUUGGAGGCACAUAUUUUGAAAUUUGUGCUAGUACUGGAGAAGGGGUGAAUGAGAUGUUUGAACAUGUUGCUUCAUCGAUAGUUCGUCAAAAUGACUGCUAUAAUAGUUAUCACGCAAAGUUAGCAAUAACAUCAAGUGGUAUGGGAUUCUGUGGAUGCACAAUGAGGAAAAAGCAAAAAAGCAAACCGGACAAAAAAAAUAUGUGUUUCCCAUGCUUGGUUCUACGGUGACCCAAGCUGAUGAUAUGACACACAAGAUAAUAGCAUGACUCUUAUUGUGUGUUUUAAAUCUCUGUGACAAAAACUUAUCCCUUAUGAAUGAUAGAAAACUAUUUUCAAGACUUGCACAUUCACAAGAAUUUAAGAUUUUAUUACAGUAUAAAAGAUACUGGAUAAUGGACAAAUAAUAUGUGUAUUAGAAUAAUCACUUUUCAGCGGUAGUUUUUAAAACUGAAAAGACUAUUUGAGUAGUUAUGUGCCGAAAAUGGCCAAAUCCAUUCCAAGGAAACUGAGGAAAACAUCCAGGAAAAAACAUUUCUAAAGAGGUGUCACUUUAAUAUAUGAAGAAUAACAUUUAAAGAUCUUUUCAGUAAACGUUUAGUAUAUAAAAGUAGUUUAAAGUGAAAAUGUGUUGAAUUCAAAAAGAAAAGACUUAGAAUAUAUUCUUGUGUUGAACUCAUUUUUUUUUAAACACAAUUGGACUUGGCUAAUUUUGAUACACAGCGUCUCAUAUUUUUAUUUCUUUCCUAGUGGUUUCAGAUUAGUACGAAAUGUAAGGAAACAUGGGAGAUUUGAUCAUCUUUAUAUAUAUAUAUACAUACACACAGCAAAAUAAAUAAAUACAGAAAAGCACGAAGAAAAUUAAGAAAAACAAUAAGUAUCAUUUAUUGCGCAUAAGCUGCAAGUAAACAGAACACAUGAGAUAAGUUCGAAAUGUAGAUAAAACAAAGGAAAAUUGCAGACAUAUGAAAAGGAGGGAAAAGAAAAAUAAUAAUUAAAAAAAUAACAAACAACGGAAAAAAAAUAAAGGAGGAAAUUUUUUUUGAAAAAUUCGGAAAAUAAAAGAUAUAAUCUUUUCAUCAGCCCACACGAUUAUAUCCGCUUUUUUGCGGAUAUAAUCGUGCGAAUAUAAUCGUAUCAUUUAUUGCGAUUUUUUAAAAAAAAUUUCAUCCUUUUUUUUCAGUUGUUUGUUAUUUUUAUUCAGUUGUUGGUUAUUUUUUUAUUAUUAUUUUCCUUUCCCCCCUUUUUCAUAUGUCUGUAAUUUUAUUUUGUUUUAUCUUCAUUUUGAACUUGUAAGCUCAUAUAUAUAUAAGCUCAUAUAUAUAUAUGCUCAUAUAUAUAGAUGAAUCAUGAAUAUGAAUAUGAAUGUAAGCUCAUAUAUAUAUAUAUGAAUCAUGAGUUCAGCAGUCUAAAGAUAGUUCUGAAAUUGGUUUUCUUAAUCUUUUUCUUUAUAACAUAAUUUUUAAAGUUUUCUUUAUUUGUUUUUAGUAAUUCUUCUCGAUUUCUUUUGAAAUUUGUCGAAAUUGUCUGUUUCGAAUUAUAGAUCAUUAAUAUUCAUUUUAUGAAAAAUAAUUAAAAAAAAACUCAUUAAAAUGCGAAAAUCAAGGAAAGCGAAUGUUAUACUGGAUUUUGGAAUGAUUAAACUAAAUACACAGCAAAUUUCUCUUUAUUUUAUAAAUGUCAAUAAAAGAUGGCGCAAACGAGGAGAACGUUAAAAAGAAGUGAAAAUAACAUCAACAAUUUAGUAGCAAAUAUCUGAUGAACUGAAACAAAAUGCGAUUUUGUUUCUUACUAUCUUACGAUCUGAUGCUCAUCUGCUAAAUAAAUGUUUAUAAAUAAUUAAGCAGGGUUGAUCAAAUUUCCUAUGUUCUUCUUAUACAAAAUUUAGCGCUGGCUAAAGGGUUUUGUUCAAUCCAAGUGCAUUUUAUUUAUUGACAAUCAAAGGAUUUUACGGACCAUUUAAAUGAAACCUGCAAUUUUAUUGAGUUAUUGUACAAAUUUUAUUUGUUUCUAAAGCUGUAAUAAAAUUUUGUUGCCAAAAUCUA